UCCAACGUGGGGGUCAACGUUAUGUGUGGAUCCGGUCGAAAGUGGUCCUGAAUCUCGGAGCUCGACCUACCCCGCGGUUUUUCACUCCUCCCAAUAAUGUGAAAGGUCGUCCCACUCACCUACGAGUAGCAAUGGAAGAAGAUCGCAGAGGAAGAAAGAAGAUGGAAUCGAGGAACAGGAUGCUUUGGUCGCUUCAGAAUACAGCUUGGGAAUAUGAUGAUUCUCGGCAAGGUCGUGAUGCUGCUUCUCUGAAGAGGCGGAGGACUACUACGGAAUCGCCAGUUUCGUCCUGUUCACCAAGCUCUGACUUGGCUGGAAACAAUUAUGAUGUGUUCUUGAGUUUUAGAGGGCCAGAUACUCGUAAGAGUUUUACAGAUUUCCUCUACAAAAGCUUGACAGAUGCUGGGAUAUGCGUAUUUCGAGACGAUGAUGAGCUGCCUGUCGGAGAAGGGAUCAAGCCCGCGCUGAUUGAAGCGAUUAAACAGUCGAAGGUUUUGAUUCCCAUCAUCUCCAGGGAUUAUGCUUCCAGCAGAAGCUGCCUCAUGGAGUUGGUCCAAAUAUUAGAGUGCAAGCAGACGACGAGUCGAGAAACCAUUCCCAUUUUCUAUGAGAUUGAGGUCUCAGAUUUAAAAGACCAGAGGAAUUCUUUUGAGAAGAGCUUUUUUGAACACCAGAGGGACGGGGUUGAUUGUGAGACCAUCCAGAAGUGGAAGGUGGCUCUCGAAGAGAUUGGAAGGUUAAAGGGAUUUGUAACGGCGAAAAUACAUAACGGGCAUCAUUCCAAGCUCAUAGACGAACUCAUCCCAAUUGUUCAGCAAAAGCUGAAGAAGGGUCGACUACUUGUGACAAAAAAUUUAGUUGGAGUCGACCAUCAUGUGCAGGAGAUUAUGAGAAAGCUCGGUGUUGUGCAUCGCAAUGGACAAGUAAUUGAAAUAUGCGGCAGCGAUGUACGAGUCCUUGGAAUAUACGGUAUUGGGGGUGUUGGCAAGACCACUCUCGCAAAAAUUCUUGCUGAAGGAUUUCGCAAUAAGCAGGUCCUCAUUCUCCUUGAUGACGUGGAAGAUGUUGACCAACUCGAUGUGGUUGUUGGAGAGCUUAGUUGGUUUGGUCCAGGAAGCAGGAUUAUUAUGACUUCUAGAAAGAGCGACAUUCUUUUGAAGUACAAAGAGGCUGAAACCUAUGAGAUCGAACCAAUGGAAGAAGAUAAAGCUCUUCAAUUGUUUUCUAAGCGGGCUUUUGGAACAGGCUCUCCUAGCAAGGGCUUUGAAAGCCUUUCCAAGGACAUCGUAUUGGCUAGCGGGCGACUUCCUUUAGCACUUGAGGUGACAGGUUCACAUUUAUUUGGAAAGUCGAAGGGUACGUGGAAAGAUACGUUGGAGAAGUUGAAAGACACUCCUCAUGAGAAAGUCGAAAAUGUGUUGAAAAUAAGUUACCUUGCUUUAGAUAUAUAUGCAAAGCAUAUAUUUCUGGAUAUAGCAUGUUUUCUGAUCGGAAAGGAUGAGAGAAUUGCCUUUUACAUGUGGGAAGAUUGUAAACUUUAUCCUUCUAGUGGUAUUGAAGUUCUCCUCAUAAUGUCUUUGGUGAAAAUUGGAGAGAACAACGAGCUAUUGAUGCAUGAUCUACUGAGAACUCUGGGCAGAAAAAUUGUUUUAAAUGAAGAUCCUAUCCCUCGUAAUCGAAGUAGGUUGUGGGUGCACGAUGAUGCCCUAUCCACUCUACGGAAGAAAGAGGUAAACCUGAAAGCCAUAACUACAUUCUUUUCUACCCGCAGUUAA
Eucalyptus grandis is the source of this 1775-nucleotide messenger RNA. Its product is annotated as TMV resistance protein N-like. The transcript has 4 exons. Bases 132 to 1775 code for a protein of 547 amino acids. The record is from RefSeq and is a predicted model, not a curated record. Gene Ontology annotation, molecular function: ADP binding. Lineage: Eukaryota; Viridiplantae; Streptophyta; Magnoliopsida; Myrtales; Myrtaceae. Gene Ontology annotation, biological process: defense response; signal transduction.